Messenger RNA from Pogona vitticeps (central bearded dragon), 960 nucleotides. NCBI's taxonomy places the organism in Eukaryota, Metazoa, Chordata, Lepidosauria, Squamata, Agamidae. The record is from RefSeq and is a predicted model, not a curated record.
AUGGAAAACCAAACUGAACUAACAGAGUUUCUACUCUUGGGACUCUCCAGAGAUCCACAUUUGCAAUUGUUUUUAUUCCCUAUCUUUCUAGUAAUUUUUUUAGUCACCAUCUUAGGAAACACAGCUAUCAUGCUUGUGACCAAGAUGGACGCUAGCCUUCACUCCCCCAUGUUCUUUUUUCUUGGUCACCUGGCUUUUGUUGACAUCUGCUAUUCCUCUGUUACUGUUCCCAAGAUGCUGGAAAACCUCAUAAUGCAGCAGAACACUAUUUCCCGUGGAGGAUGUAUUGUGCAGAUCUUCUUCUUUUUCCAGAUUGCAUGUACUGAGGUGUUCAUCCUGUCAGCAAUGGCUUAUGACCGCUAUGUUGCUAUCUGUGAUCCAUUACAUUAUAUCACAAUUAUGAAUGCAGAGCUUUGCAGACAAAUGGUAGGUGGAGCUUGGACAAUGGGUUCUUUGUAUGCUGUCAUGAAUGUACUGCCAUUAUUAAAUCUGCAAUACUGCAGGAACAAUACACUUAACCACUACAGCUGUGAGCUGCCUUCACUCUUGGUCUUGUCCUGUACCCAGACCUUCAAUAAUUAUAUUGUUCUUCUUAUCUCUGUAUUGAUAUUUGGCUUUGGUUCAUUUCUCCUCACCCUCAUCUCUUACAUUCACAUAACUGCCACCAUCCUGAAGAUUCGUUCUGUAGAAGGCAGGCAUAAAGCCUUCUCUACCUGCAGUUCCCACUUCAUUGUGGUUGGCUUGUUUUAUGUUUCAGCUUUCUUCCGGUAUAUGAAACCCAGUUCAGAAUCACUCCCUGAUUUGGAUAAACUGGUCUCUAUUCAGUAUGGCAUCUUAACACCUAUGUUAAACCCCAUUAUAUACAGCUUGAAAAACAAAGAAAUCAAGACAGCUUUGUCCAAAAUAUUUGUAAAGUGGACUUGUACUGAAAAUACCAGGAGCAAUUUGGUACCCAAGUAA